AUGGUGCAACCUUCCUUCUCCCACCCUCGUUCUGACCCUUCAUCCUCCUCUGUCUCAAAUUCACCAACAGCGGCACUCGAUGCAUUCCUCGAUAACCAGCAUCAAUCGUAUUUCGAGGAACUGUACAAAUCAGAGGCGGUAUGUCUAUGUAUACUGAGGUCAUUACCUCCCGUAUGUAGACAUCUGAUCCUGCAUCACCUAUGGUCACAUAUGCCUCUGCGUACGACAGAAGUGAAAAGCUUCUUACAGCUGGACGUACACACCCAACUUGAAGUUGUCGACGAAAUAGUAAGACCAGCGUUGAAUAGAAAGAUCAUACAUCCCAUGAUACAUAAGAAGAACAAGUUUUACUGGCCAUGGAAUGACGCAUUUAAGAAAGGCCUGAGAAACGCUCUGACCGGAUUAGGAACAUCAAAUUCGUUUGGUGUACCAUUUGACACACCGGACGACGUCGAGUUGCCAAGUCAGGAGGAUCUGGUAGCGUACGGAGAAGAAGCCUUUGAAGGUAUUCUCAAAUACAUGGUAUCUUCCGGACUAGGAAUCGGAUUUUCAGUAGCCAGACCUCAAGCUGAGGUUUUAGAGCUACUGCAUAUAAGUGGAUUGAUGAUUGAUCCCACCGACGCUACAGGUGAAAAUCCCAAUCUGAACAAGAUGACCAUCACAUCAAAGGGAUUCCAGUUCUUACUGGAAGAUCGGCAGACUCAAUUAUGGGAGAUACUCAUGUAUUACCUUACUGCCAAAGAGGCGAAUUCAGAACGAUCCGCGGAGGUGUUAUCGAUGUUCUUUUCUUUAAAUUGUAUGCAGCUGGGACAGGACUACUCGGCUUCCAAGUCUUUCCCUCAUGCUUUAUCCGCGCUGAAUGACUUAGCACAAUACGGAUUCAUUUAUCGACCAUCACCCGAUUCAGACCAGUUCUUCCCAACUCACCUCGCUACUGCCUUGUGCAGUGGUGAUGCAGCGGCUACGAAAAGCCAAGAGGCAGAUGAGAAGAGGUUCUUGAUCUUGGAGACUAACUAUAAGAUUUAUGCUUAUACGUCAAACGAAUUGGAAAUAGCGAUCUUGAACCUAUUUGUCGAUAUUCGAAUUCGCUAUCCAAACUUGGUCGUUGGCAAAUUAGAUCGAAAGAAUGUUAAAUCAGCUAUGGAAAAGGGUAUAUCAGCAAAUCAGAUCAUAUCGUAUUUAUCGAGUCACGCACAUCCCCAGAUGUACAAUUCUCCCCCACCGUUGUUACACCCUACAAUUGUCGACCAAUUGCAUUUGUGGGAUAGGGAGAGGAACAGGUUGAAAAUGGAAGAUACCGUCAUGCUUGAAUUCUUCAGUAAAGAGCUAUUCGAAGAUACCGAAAACGAAGCCAAGGCCAACGCGGCUUUACAGCUUAGCGUAUCUACUCAGAAAUUCUUGUUCAUCGAACCGCAGACGAAGGCUGCUAUUACGGACUUUGUGAAAGAGAGGCAGAAUCAGUUGAGAUCGGGAUUCUAA
Molecule: messenger RNA, 1479 nt
Organism: Kwoniella mangroviensis CBS 8507
Lineage: Eukaryota; Fungi; Basidiomycota; Tremellomycetes; Tremellales; Cryptococcaceae
Exons: 10
Coding region: 1-1479 (492 amino acids)
Biological process (GO): nucleotide-excision repair
Cellular component (GO): transcription factor TFIIH holo complex; transcription factor TFIIH core complex
Molecular function (GO): ATPase activator activity; double-stranded DNA binding
Source: RefSeq, a predicted model, not a curated record